Molecule: messenger RNA, 3953 nt
Organism: Cajanus cajan (pigeon pea)
Lineage: Eukaryota; Viridiplantae; Streptophyta; Magnoliopsida; Fabales; Fabaceae
Source: RefSeq, a predicted model, not a curated record
AUAUUUCAUGCCAUGCCUCGCAAUUAUCAAUUGCCAAUUCAAAUAAAUGAUGUCAACUACUUUCCAACAACAAUCACUACAAAAUAUCAUUCCACUGAAAUUCUUAUCCACUCAUUUUCAUCUCUCUUGUCCAGAACCAAAAUCACCUCCAAGCUUUUCUCCAUUCUAGCUCUCAUUUCUGCACAUGGCUGAGGCUUUACUAGGAAUUGUCAUUGAAAACUUGCGAUCUUUUGUCGAACAAGAUCUUGCAACGUAUUGGGGCGUUGACCAACAGAUGCAGAAGCUUUCCAGUCACAUGACUGCAAUCCGUGGUGUCCUCAAAGAUGCGGAGAAAAGGCAAAUAACAAGUGAAGCCAUGAGGGAUUGGGUGCAGAAACUCACAGAUGCAGCAUAUGUGUUGGAGGAUAUCUUGGAUGAAUGUUCAAUACAAUCCAAAAAGGUGCUGUGCGGUGUACAAAAUUCAUGCUUAACCCGUUUCCAUCCUAAGGACAUUCUCUUUCGUUCUGAUAUAGGCAAGAGGAUGAAAGACAUUGACCAAAGAUUUCAUGACAUUCAUGAAGAAAGGAGCAUGUUUCAACUAGCCGCUAGUGUCACAGAGAAGCAAGGGGAGGAUGAUGAUAAAUGGCGCCAAACUAGCUCUGUCAUUAUUGAACCAGAAGUAUACGGUAGAGACCAAGAUAGAGAGCAAAUCGUGAAGUUUCUUCUGGAACAUGCUAGUGACAGUGAACAACUCUCUGUCUAUCCCAUAGUUGGUAUGGCUGGACUUGGCAAAACAACACUUGUUAAACAGGUCUUCAAUGAUGAUGAGGUAAGCAAACAAUUUGACUUGACCGUUUGGGUUUAUGUUUCUAAUGAUUUCAAUGUGGAGAGAAUAUUGCAAUCCAUCAUAGAAUCUACCACCAAACAAAACCCCGACCGCAAAACUUUAGAAGCAAAGCAUAAAGAGGUUCAAGAAGUGUUGCAGAGUAAGAGGUAUUUACUUGUUCUUGAUGAUGUGUGGAAUGAAGACAAAGAGAAAUGGAAGGAGUUGAAGGGGACCUUUCAGUGUGCAAGGGGAAUAAAGGGUGCUACCGUUCUGGUCACUACGCGACUUGAGAAAGUUGCGUCCAUCAUGGAAACACACCCUGCUCAUCAUUUGAAAGGAUUAUCUGAAGAUGACAGUUGGUCAUUGUUCAAACAUCAUGCAUUUGGACCAAACAGAGAAGAGAGUGCAGAGCUUUUAGCAAUCGGCAAAGAGAUAGUGGAGAAAUGUGUUGGUUCACCUCUUGCAAUCAAAACACUAGGAAGCCUUUUGCACGAUAAAACUGAGGUAAGACAGUGGCAGAAUGUAAAGGAAAGUGAGUUUUGGAAAAUACGGGAGGAAAGUUCUAUUACAAGUGAGGAAAAUUCUAUCAUGCGUGCUUUGAAACUGAGUUAUUUUAACUUGGAGUUAUCAUUGAGGAGAUGCUUUUCUUUUUGUGCAAUUUUUCCUAAAGGUUUUGAAAUUGUUAAAGAGGAACUAAUUCAUCUUUGGAUGGCUAAUGGAUUUAUUAAAUCUGAAGAAAGUUUAGAAGUGGAGCAUGUUGGUAAUGAAGUGUGGAAAAAAUUAUACCGUAGAUCAUUUUUCCAAGAAGCAAAGACUGAUGUCUUUGGUAUCAUUACAAGUUUCAAGAUGCAUGAUCUAUUUCAUGAUCUUGCACAGUUUAUUAUGGGUGAAGAAUGUAAGGUUUCUGAACAUACAAGUUUGACUGAUUUGUCAAGUAGGGUUCACCAUUUACACUUGUUAAAAUCUAACGUGUCAGUCAACAUUGCUGCCUUCAAGAAAAUUGAAUCCUUGAGGACUUUUCUUUAUUUUGGUUCCGUAAAUAUUCGUCGGUUGCCAUCAAACCAUAGUCUCCGAGCAUUAUGGACAAGCUCUUUUCAAUUGUCGCCACUGAAGGACUUAGCACAUUUGAGGUACUUGAAUCUGUGUGGGAGUUGGGUCACAAGCUUGCCUAAUUCUAUUUGUGGGUUGCAGCAAUUGCAAACAUUGAAAAUGGAAGAUUGUGAGUUCCUUUAUUGGUUGCCCAAAGACUUGACAAGAUUGCAAUGUCUAAGACAUCUUGUGAUUAAUAGCUGUUACGCAAUAGUAGAGAUGCCUCCCAAAAUUGGCAAGUUAAGCCAAUUAAAUGCAUUGAGCACUUUCAUUGUGGGUUCAAAGCCAGGAUAUGGUUUGGCAGAGUUACAUGGCUUAAAUCUGGGAGGCAAGCUACAUAUCAGAGGCCUUGAGAAUGUCCCAAGUGAAGGGGACGCUAAACAAGCAAAUUUGAUUAGUAAGAGGGAGCUGAAUCGCUUAUACUUGUCAUGGGGUGGAAGUGCUAAUUCAGAUGGUACUAAUGUUGAUGCUGAGAAAGUACUAGAAGCCCUUGAACCUGCCUCAACUCUCAAGAGUUUUGGGAUGAAUGGAUACCAGGGUAUCCGGUUAGCCAGUUGGAUGAGAAACCCUUCAGUUUUUAAAGACUUGGUGGACAUCAUACUCUACAACUGCAUGAAUUGUGAGGAGCUUCCUCCACUUGGUAAACUACCGUACUUAAAAAGACUAUUCUUAUCUGGAAUGAAAAAUGUGAAACACAUAGAUGGUGAGUCAUAUAAUGGCGUGGAGGAGAAGGCAUUUCCAUCCUUGGAGAAAUUCACUGCAAAGCGUUUACCAAAUUUGGAGAGGAUGUUGAGACAUGAAGGAGUAGUGAUGCUUCCUCGUCUUUCUGAACUAUUCAUUAAUGGCAUCCCCGAACUUAAAUUGCCAAGCCUUCCAUCUGUUGAGAAGCUUCGUGCUGAGUACAUUGAGAACGAGGUUUCCUUCAUGGAAGGGGUUGUGGGAAAUGUGCCAUGUCUCAAGUCCCUCACCAUUAUCUCCUUUGGGAAACUCAAGGCACUACCGGACCAACUUGGCAGGCUUGGUGCACUAGAGGAACUAGCCAUUGAACAAUGUGAGGAACUGGAGUCUUUCCCGGAACAAGUGUUGCAAGGUCUAACCUCUCUUCGAAGUUUGUCCAUUUCCAAAUGUAAGAAGUUAAAAUCCUUGUCUGAAGGUGUGAGACAUUUGGCUUGUCUUGAGGUUUUUAAAGUCGAAGACUGUCCAAAACUGGUGGAUCUACCGAGCAAUAUGAACCAACUAAAUGCCCUUAGGGAAGUAUCAAUAGAGUGCUCCAUGCUACCAGAAGGCUUACAACAUAUCCCCUCUCUACAAAGAUUGCUUAUAGCAGGAUGUAAUUCAUUGCCAGAUUGGCUUGGAGACAUGACUUCUCUUCGAGAAUUGAAGAUCCACCGAUGCAUAGAGUUGAGGUCACUACCAAGUAGCUUUCAACGCCUCACCAACUUGUGCAAAUUGAGUGUUUACUAUUGUCCUGAGGUGGAGAAGCGGUGCAAGAGGGAAAUAGGGGAGGAUUGGCAAUACAUAGCUCACAUUCCACAACUGGAACUGCCCUCCUCAGAUUCAGAGAAAUUGAAUUUCUCAUUGUGCGAGAGUGUCGGAUUGGCAUGGAACUUCUGCAAGUUUGGGAUAUUGUUUGCUAUAAACGUAACGAAACAUGAUUUCUCUUCGGGAGAUGAAUUUGAUCAUAUGGUUGAUGUGUGAAUCAUGUUAGUCCAUGUGGGCACAACUCCUGUCUGAAUCAUAUCCAUGACCAUUGACCAACAUUGGUGAGCAUUUGCUCUGAAGUCUGAACCAUGAAAAACAACAACAAAAGGAACCCAUGAAACCUGUUCUCUGUUUCAAUUUCUAACACUCCGUUAAACCAACUUCUGCCUUUUUCUUUUCCAUGACAUUUUACAUUCCUUUUACACUUCACACUUCAAUGUUGUUUAUAGAAUUUGCAUCCUUCGUGGUAUUUUCCUUGCGGUGAUAGUUUUGCAUUAUAUAUGGACUUAUGCAUUUUGGCUUAUUCUGAUAUAAAAAAAUUAUUCUCUAUAUAAUAGUCAGAAAUAUUUGUUAAUCA